AUGACUGACUUACCACCUAUUCCAAAUUUAAGAAAGCAAUCGUUACUUGGAGCUGAAAAUAUCAUUGCUCAAACUCAUAAUUUUAUAUCUCUACCUUAAAAUGUGGAGAAUAUUAAGCAUUAAAAGUAAAUAGUUAUUUAUAUAAAAGGCGAAACUUCAAUCUGAAAGUAGGUGACAUAAUCUAUUUUAAAUCCUAUUUGAGUGAUGAUUUUAAAGGAGUGAUAUCUGGUGAUGGAAUUGCAAGCAAUAAAUUAGAAUGUAUUCAGAUAUUAGGUAAAAAUAAAUUAUAAGACGUCUAAUCUCAAAAAAGCCUAUAAUGCAAAGUUGGCAGUCUAUCAUUCUAAAAAAGUUUAUUUUAAAUCAUCACAGGCAAAAAAUACUUAUAUUAAAAUUAAUACAAGGAAGAAUAAUAGAAACCUAUUGACACAAUUAGAGAUAUUGCUGCAGAUGAGACAUACUAAAUGGAAAUUGAUAAAUUGACUUCUGAUUAUGAUAAAAGAUUAGAAGAAUUUCAAAAAAAGAGUGAUGAAGAAAUAAAUGAAAAUUAAAGAUUAUACGAUCAUCUUUAUGGAACUAAUAUUGUUUAUGGUUAAGAAAUAUAAUUAUUACAUAUUUAUUCAGGAUGUACACUUUCUCUGAAUAGUGAUAUUUUAGCUAAGGAAAAUUGUUGUAGAGAACUAUCUUUAGAAGAAGAACCAAAUUUAAAUUCAAACUUUAGAAUUUUAUCUAUGAAUUCUGUAAAAAAUCCAGGUGAACCAAUUUUGUAUGGAGAUUAAAUUAUUGUUUAAAAUUCAAGUUAAUCUUAAUGGAAUUUAGGUAUACAAAAACCAUCCUUAAAAUUUGAAAGGAAAGAUGGACUUGAAGUAAAUGCAUCAGAAUAAGCUUAUCCUUUAAAAAUUUCAAGUUAUAUUGAUAAUAAAACAGAAGAAGAAAUCAAUAAAUAAUAAAUAAAGGGAAAAUAUUUAUAGAGUGGUGAUGUUGUAACUAUAAAAAAUAGAUAUUUGGGAGGUUAUUUAUGUAUUAAGAGAAUAUAAAGAAUAACUGAUGGAUUAGAUAAGAAACCAUUAAUUAUUAAAGAUUAUGAGACUAAUAUUAAUUAUUCAAUUAAUCAAUACUAUUUUGAUGUUGAUAAAAUAAGAAAUGAAAAAAUUAAUUAAAUGUAUUAAUUAUUUGUUGAUACUACACCUAAAGCAGAUGAAAACUUAAAUUCUCUAUGGUAAGUUUAGCAUGUUGAUAGUCUAAUAUAUUCAAGACCAACUUAUGAAAGUGUAUUUUUAGUAAGACAUGUUUGUACUGGAUUAUUUUUACAUAUAACAAAUUAAGGAGUUGGAUUAACAUAUGAUGGAUUAAAAAUGGAAUGUUAAGUUAAUUUAAAAUCAAAAAAAACAUCAAAUGAUUCUAUUUCUUAUAGUGAAGCUUGUAAAAUAUAAUCUGCAAUGAAUUUUUCAAUAGAUAAUUAUAUUGCUUAAGAAAGUGUAGUUAUUGUUUGUUUAGAUGAAAGUAAAGUGACUGUGUAAAGAAAAAGCUAAAAAUAAAAUAUUGAAAGAGCAACUUUUCUAUUUAAAUAAACUACUUAAGAUCUUUCUAAAAUAUCAUCUAGACUUAAUUCACUUCAAGAAUAUUUAAUUAAAUUUUAUAUAUUCUUAUAGGAUUGGGGAAUAGUAAAAUCUAUAGAAUAAAAUUAAGAAGAAAAAAGAAAAUAUGAAUAUUAUGAAGCUUUUAAUAAUCAAAAAUUAUUAUUUGAUGAAAUAUUAUAACUCUUUUAAACUUUGGAUAAUCUUAAAAUGUAUUUAACAAAUGAAGGAAAACCUUAAUCAAAUGAAUAAUAAUAAAGUAAAUAAAAGGCUUUAAUGGAUAAUGAUAUUAUUAAUCUACUUUUUGCAAUUUAAAGAUUGUGUAAUUGUAUGAUAUACGGAAAUCUAAGAGAUAAUACUAAAUCUAUUUAAGAUAAAAGUCCAUCAAAAAUAGCUAAGAUGAAAUUAGAUCCAGUAGUAACUUAAUCCUAAAGAAUGAAUUGUAUUUAAGAAAUCUAUUCUGUAUUGAGUUUAUGUGUUUAAAGUAAUCCAGAGACAAGUAAUUAUGUUUUAAGUUUGGAAAUGAAUAAAGAAAGUAUCUUAGAUUUCUUGCUUUAAUAAUUAAAACAUUAAAGAGAACAUGUUUCCAAUUUAAUUAAAGAGAGUGUUCGUUAUACAGAUAUGAGUGAUACAAAAACUAGUAUAAAAAAAUGGGUUAAUGAAUUAUAGCCAAUAACUGAAGAUAAUAUAGAGGAUUAAGCACUUUAUAUAGAAAUUUUAAGUUUAAUGAUGAUAGAUCCUUAUGAAAAUCCAAACUCUAUGUGUUAAGAUUCUUGUAGAAGAUUAUUAUUUGGUACAAAACGUAAACCUGAUUCAUCUCUUCCUUUUCAAAAGGCUUUAAUAGCAUUAGAUAUUUAUGAAGAAAAUUAAAACUAUUAUCCCGUUGUUCAAUUUUCUCCAAAAAGAGAAAAAGGAAUGUUACUAUAAUUAUCACAUUAAUUUGGAUAAAACAAUCCAACUUUUUGUUAAUUAUAUUUGAGAUUUGUUGAGAAAUAGAUAAAAGUUACAUAAAGAUUUAUGACAAGGAGACCUCCUUUAGUUGAUGUAACAAUAGAUUUCUUUACUACAGAGGCUUUAAAAGAAAAUCAAUUAGUAAGAUAGGAAGAUUUUAAAGUAGUGUUACCAAUAUUUUUAAAAUAUGAAAAUUAUUUAAUGAAUGUUAUGGAUUUAUAUUCCUCAUUAUGUAAGGGAAGAAAUUAAAAAAGUAUUAAAUGUUUGAUGAAAAAUUGUUUUUUAAAUGAAAAGUUUUUAGAAAUCUGUUUAAAAAGAUAAUAAAAUAUUAAAACAGAAUUGAGAUUUGAGAGAACUUUAAUUGAAUUAUUUUGUAAUUUAUAUUUAGAUAUUGAUCCAUUAAUAAAAAUAUCAUCAUUUGAUAAUAAAUGUUAUUUGAAUGAUGAUUUAGAUCAAUUUGAUAUUUAAAAUUAAUCAGGAAUUUAUUUCUAUGAAAAUAAUGCUUCAAAAUAAUUAAAAAGAAAUGAAGAAUAUUAAAAAUUCAUUAAUUAAAAAGAGGCAAAAGCAGAACAUCAAUAUUUAAAAUUAUAUGCUUCUAAAAUGCUAUCUAGAAAAUAAAUAAAUGAUGUAAGAAUACACUAUUUAGAAAUAUUUACAUAAAUAGAUUAUCCAGAUCAUUUUAAAGUUCAAGAAUUUAAUAACAAUCUAUUUUAAUCUUUCAAAUCAACUAUUAAUCAAAUAAAUAUUGAUUAUAAAAGAUUAGCCAAUUAUUAAUUAUAGUAUUUCUUGGGAAUUUUAUAAAUUGUAAAAAAUAGUAUAGAUUUGGGAUAUAAUUAAUUAGAUGAAAAUUAAAGAAUAUUUUCAAUAUUACCUAAUAUUUUUGUAGCAUUAAUCUUAUAAUAAAGAUCUGAUAUUAAGAUUCAUAAAUUUAAAGAUAAUGAAAGUUUUGAAUCUAAUCUUUUUAAAUUAAAUUAAUCUAUUGAAAAGAAUGUAUGGGUUACAACAUAUUUACCUACUGCUUAAUAAUUAUAAGAAUAAAGAAAAUCUAAACAUAAAAAAUUAGAUAGAUCUUAGAAAUAAUCUGAAUAAAUUAUCAAAUCAGAUAUUUAAUUUUAAAGAAAUUGGAUUCUUUAAUUUUUGAUUUGGUCAUUUUAAUAUUGUGAAGAUGAUUUAUUAAAAAUGAAAAUUUACUUAGAAGGUUUACAAAUUCUAAAAAUAUUUGGAUUUUUAAAAUUGAAUCUUUAAAUAUUAGAAUUUCUAUUUAGUAAAUAAUAAUUAAAUGAAUCAAAUUUAAGUUCUCCAAGUUCUAGAGAUCUAGAUUAAUUUGAUUUUAAUGAAAUUCCAAAUAGUAAUUAAGAAGAUUAGAUAAAAAAAUAAAAAACACCAGCAUAAAAAGCUAUAUUUAAUGUGUUUAAAGAACCAGAUGGUAAUAGAUUUAGCGCUUUAUUAUUUUCUUGUUUACUUUCAUCAGAAAAAAGGAAUAAAUUAAAUGAAGAAUUACUAUAAAUUUUAAUAGAUAACUUUCAUGCACCUAAAAAUUCAACAAAUGAAAUUAAAGAAGUAGAAAUUAUAGAUAAUUUAAUGGAAUUAAAGUAUUUUUCAAUAAUAAAUGGAAAUUCAAGUGCUGUUUAGAUUAUUAGUCCAAAAGAAGCAUAAAUAUUAACAAAAAGAGCAGUAAAAUUCAUUCAAAAUUCUAAAAGAAAAAGAAAUGCUUAAAAAAGAAUAACAUCAUUUGAUACCUUAAAAAAUUAUUAAUCAAAAAUAAUAGAAUAAUUUGAAUAGUUCUUUAAACCAAAUUCUUAAGAGGCUUAAUAUUUAAAAUCAUUUUAAAAUAUUGUUAGAAAUGCAGGUGUUCAUAUGGUAUUUCUAGAAUUUCUAAUAAAACCCAAAAGUGUAUGUAGUUCUCCUGAUAUUGUUUAAUUUUAUAAGAAAUUAAUUUUGUUUUUUGAAUAUUUCAUAAAGGAUAAUGAAACUAAUAUAGGAAUUCUAGCUUAAAAUUAGUAUUUAUAUAAAUUACUUGAUAUAAUCUAAAUUGAUUAAUAGGAAGCUGAGGAUUGGUAUUAUGUACCAAUAAAAAUUACUAAAAUUAUAGUAUAAUUACUGGCUACAAUUCCAUUAUCUGAACAUGAUAAUUUUAUUAUAAAUGUUUUUGAUAGAAUUGAAAAAAUAGGAAAUGAAUUAAUGACAAGUUAAGAUUUUUUUGUGAAUGCCUUUAGUUUAAGAGAUGUAUUUUUUGAAAGAAAGAUUACUCCAAGAAAGCAAUAUUUGGAUGCUGUUGCUUAUUUUAGUUUAAUUCAAUAUUUAAGAAUUUUAAGAUCAUUAACUAAAACUUUUGAAACUCCUGCUGAAUAAUCUCCUCUCAAUAAACAUUUGAUUUUAAGUUCCAUUUUAAAAAAUGAUUUUUUGAGAAUUGUAUUAGAACCAGUAAAUUACUAUAAAAAGAUAUUAGUUCCUGAAUAAGAAUUAGAAUAGUAAAAUGGAACUGAUAAAUUAUAUUAUCAUAGAAUAAAAUUGCAUGCUUAAUUGAUUAUUUUAAUUACUGAAUGUUGUUAAUAUUAUAGAUUAGGUAUUCAAGAAAUGUAAAGAAUAAUAUUAUAUGAAUAACUUAAAUCAAUACUUUUAUAUUCAAAUGCUGAAUAUAUUGUUAAGAGAGCCUAUUUAUAAUGUUUAUUUGAAUUAUAUAUAAAUAAAGCAAAAGAGGGAGAUUUUAUAAAUGAUACUGUUGAGAGUGAUGAAGUAAGAGAUAUUUUAUCCAGAAUAAUUAUACCUGAGUUAGAUUAGAAACAGAUAUGUAAAUUUUUAGAAGGGUUAGCAAAAUUAAUUAAUUUAGAUUAAAAUAAAAAGGUUACUCAAAGGGAUUUGAGAGAAUAAAUUGCAAGAUAAAAAAGAAAUUAUUUUGAAAAAAGAUUAUCUAUAGAUUCAGCAUCAGAUAAAGAAUUAGGAAUACUUAGAGAUUGUAGUGAAUUUUGGACAUAUUUAAGAAAGAAUGGUAUUAUUCAUUUUUUAGUAUAUACAUAUGAUGAAAUGAAAGAUAGAAUUGAUAUAGAAAAUCCAGAGAAUUCAAAUUUAUCAGAUGAAUUUGCAAUUAUUAAAUAAAAUGUACAAAAGAUAAAAGAAAUAUUCAAUGUUUUAGAAAGAGAUUUUAGAGUAAAGAAAGAAGAUUUGGAUUUAGAUGAUUAUAGAGAACUAAUUAUAUCAAUUGAGGAAAUUAUACCUCAAAGAAAAAUUACAAAAUUUGGUUAGAAUUUUAGAAUUGGAUUUAUAUAAGACAAAAAUAGUGAUAAAUUAUUAUUUGAUAAAUAUGAUACUUUAAAAGAAGAUUAAAAUGGAGAAAAAAAAUUAUAAGAAUAAGAUAAUGUUUAAAGGAUUGAAAACCCAUUUAAGAGGAAUUUUAAAAUAUAUUUGAUAAGAUAUAAAGUAAAUAUUUUGUAGUUUUGUUAUUUUAUUGAAAAAAGUGCUUCAGAAUUAACAGAUUAAGAAAAAUCAAGAAAAAUUGUCAAGACUUGUAAUGUUUAUAAAUAGUACAUUUAAUUAAAAGAUAUUGAAAAUAUAUAUUAAACUGAUGUGGCUCGUAUCAAAAAUCAAGAAUCUGUAAAUAACAGAAAUAAACAAUUUGUUGAUUGGGAAUUAUUUAAAUAAGCAAUGAGAGAAUCAUUUGAAAGAAAGUUUAAUGCUAAUAUAACUUCUUAAUCAAUUUAAGCUUAUAAACGUUAAUAAGAUAGUUUGGAUAGUUUAAAAAAAGACUUUUAAUUAUCUACUAUUCGAUUAAUUGCAAAAUAUUAUAAAAAAUUAGGAGGAUAACUUGAAUUAAAUGGAAAUUUAAUUUCUGAAGAUGUUUAAAUAGAACUCUUAAUAAAAACAUUAGAAAAAUAAAGAACUAAUGUAUUUAAUUUAGAAAAUCUAAACAACUUUUUAAAAAAAUGUUAAGAAAUAUUUUUAAAUAAAGAAAUAUAUUUAAUCAAACUUUGUAGAAUAUUUUUAUCAUUAAAAAGGCCAACUUAAGAUGAGAUGGAUUCUUUGACUGAAGCAAAAGAUGAAGAUUCUAAAUAAGCUGUAAGAGAAAAGAAAGAAACAUAUGUUAAAUUUUAAAGGGCCAUGGCUGAUGGAGAACUUGAUAUUUUAGCUUUGGAGAUGUUAAAUUAAACAGAUGAUGAUAAUUAAAAAAUUGAAGCAUUAUCUUUUCUUAUUCAUUUAUUAGAUUAUGGAAAUGAAUAUGUAUAGAAAAAGUUUUAUAAAUUGUUAAAAGAAGAACAUGUAAAAUAAAAGUUUUUAGUAUUUCUAAGAGGAUUCUUUUUGAUAGAUUUAGAUGUUAGAAUUAAAGAAUUAGAAUUAACUGAAGGAGACAAUACUGAAUAUAAAUUACUAUGUCUUAAAGUACUUUAAUUUCUUCAAGCUUUAUGUGAGAAUGUAAAUAUGGAGUUUUAGAAAUUUUUAGUAUUUUAAUAUGAUGAUGAUUCAUAUUAAGCUAAUAUCAAUAUAGUAAAUGAAGUGGCAGGCUUAUUGGCUGAUCUUUUAGAGAAAGGAUAAAAAGUUUUUUAUAAAUUAUAAGAAAUCUAUAGAUAAGCAUUAGAAAGUUUAGUUGAAUUUUCUACAGGUUAUGUAGAAAAUAAAAAAGAAUUAUGUAAAAAUGCAAGAUUAUUCACUUUAUUAAAUUCAAUUUUACAAAAAUAGGACCUAUUAAAUUUUAGUUAGCUCUAUUAAGAAAAUAGAAUGAUAUUAAAGGAAAAACAAUAAAUGAAUUAGACAUUAGAUGAAGAUAUUGUUAUAGAUAAUGGAGGAAUAGGAUCUGAUGAAGGAAAAAAAAAGUAUGCUUCAUAUUAAACAUUAUAAUCAUUUAUUAAAUUGUUGUUAUUAUUAACUUAAGGUAGAGCAGAUAUUUAAUCAUUGGAAUUUAUAUUAAAAACAGUUGAUAUUACUAUUUUGAUAAGGAUAGCAAAAUCAAUUUAUGAGGAAAGAAUCAAACCUAAAUAAAGGAACAUUAUUUUAGAUAAUAUUUGUGAUGAAUCAGAAACAGGAAAUCAUAAACAUUGUACUAAUAGUUUAUGUCAUUUUGGAUUAAGAACAGAUGAAGACAAUAUGUUAAUAUAAACAGGAUUUAAUAUAUUUAUUAUUUGUCUAAAAUUAUCAGAACAUUUUCCACAUGAUUCUUAAUUGGAAUUAUUUUUAUUUGAUGAGGAAUAAGAAGAAUAAGAAGAUCUAUUAGAUUUAGAUGAUUUUCAAGAAGAAGAAUUAUAAAAAAAGAAGACAUUGUCAAAUUAAAAGAUUUUACCUAUUAAUCCAGGAAGCAAAUAUGAUUAUAAUUAAGAUGAAGUUGAUGGAUUAUUGAUUAAAGAAGAAUAAAAAUAUGAAAAUUAAAGUUUAAAAAAAAUGUUAUUGGAUGUUCAAAAUGAUAAAAAUUAUUAAUUUGAUAGAACAUAAAGAUUCUUUAAAUUUUAUAGAUAAUUCACUGGAAGAAUAGAAAUAUAAAAUGAAUUCAAUCAAUUAGAAAAAGUCUUUUUUUAAAAACCAUUUGUUUGUAAUUUUAUUACUCCAAAUAUUAAAUAACAUUUGAUUUAUGAAAUUAAUAGAGAAACAGAUGAAGAUAGAAUGUUAGGAUUAAUUGAAUUUUCUGAAUUCUAUUAAGUUUAAAUGAGACAUUCUUAAUAAAUUAAUAAUAGAAAGGUUAUGCAUUUUGGUGCAGUAUAUUGGAGAUUAUUAAAGGAUGUAUCCUUCUUAUUAUGUCUAAUUAUUGUAGUUUUACUUAUCUUUAUGCAUGAUACAGUAUUAAAUAGUAAAAUAGGAUCAAAUAGUGAUGCACCUGAAGAUUCAAAUGUAACAUCUGGAGAAAGCUUUGUUAGUUAUUUAAAUAAUGUAUAGAUUUCUUAUUCUAUAUUAGAUAAUUACUAUUGUUUAGUUAGUUUUAAAUUUAAUUAUUGUUUUCUUUUGUGCUAUUGAAAGAUAUCCUAUUUCCAUUACAUAUAAUAGAGGAUAGACAAACGCAAAGAGAGUACAAAUCUUAAAAAAAGAAGCAGGAUUUUAGAUUUCAUGGGUGACAAUGAAAUAUUAUAGUUUGAUAGGAUAUUUUGAAUCAGAAUUCUAAGAAGAUUAAGUUAAUCAAAGUUCAAUUAAGAAAUUAAUUUUAGUAAUAUUUUUCGACUUUGAUAAUUUCUAUAAUGUAAUAUUUAUUUAUUUAAAAUAGAUUUGCAUUUUUGGGCUAACCGUAUAUGCAUUCUUUAAUCCUUAUAUUUAUGCUGUACUCUUAUUGGAUAUUGUUAAAAGAUCAGAGGAUCUCUAAAAUAUUAUUAGAUCAAUUACAUCUAAUGGUCGAAAUUUAGCCAUCUUUUCAUUCUUAGGGUUGAUUGGUUUGUUAAUCUAUGCAAUUAUUGCAUUCUCUAAUUUUGAUUCUAUGUUUGAUGAUGAAAGUGGUGUAUAUGGCUAAACCUUUAUUCUUGCUGUUACUUCAACAAUCAAUUUUGGAUUAAGAAAUGGUGGAGGUUUAGGAGAAUCUUUGACUAAAUAUCCUGAUGCUUAUGAGGAUCCCACCUUAUAUUGGGGUAGAUACUUUUUUGAUUUUACUUUUUUCAUCAUUUUCAACAUUCUUUUUAUCUAAAUCAUAUUUGGUAUCAUUUUAGAUACUUUUGGGGAAUUAAGAGAUGAAAGAUAAGCUUUGGUUAAAGAAAUUGAAGGAAAAUGCUUUAUUUGUAGCUAAGAUAAAAAUGAUAUUGAUACAAAGUAAAAUAUUUAUUUAUUAUUUUAUUAGAGGUACAAAAGGAUGGCAUUAUCAUAUAUACUUGGAACAUAGUGUAUAUCAUAUGUUAUAUUUCAUAAUUUAUAUUAAAAAUAAAGAUCCAAAUGAUUGCAAUGCAUUAGAGAAAUAUGUUAAUAAAUGUAUUCAAGAAAAAGAGACUAAAUUUUUCCCUUUUGGUAGGGCCCUUUAAAUAGAAGAAUAGGAAGGAGAUUAAGAAUAAAUAGAAAAAUAAUGA
Molecule: messenger RNA, 9487 nt
Organism: Paramecium pentaurelia
Lineage: Eukaryota; Ciliophora; Oligohymenophorea; Peniculida; Parameciidae
Source: the annotation of a GenBank genome assembly